ACGUACUAGUUCUUCAACGCUGGGUGUGUGCGAAUAAACACUUUACGCAUUAUAGUGAUAUAGUGAAUUAUUGUUUGUUUACAAACCUACAGCAUUCUAAUUAAGAUGAGCAACGAGGUACAGCCAGUUGGCACAGCGAGACUGUUGCAACUGGCACGGGAUAAAUACGUCGCGACGUAUGGUUGCGAGCCGGUCGUGGCCGCCAGCGCGCCCGGCCGAGUCAAUCUUAUUGGAGAACACAUUGAUUACUGCGAAGGAUUUGUACUGCCUGUGACCAUUCCAUUCGAGACUCUUAUAGUGGGAAGCUACAAUGAGACAGACAAAUGUAAUAUUUUGUCGGUUUUGGCGGACGAAGAUGCGCAGACCUCUUUUCCUUCAUCCUCGGCGGAGUCCCUCAAACCAGGUCCUCCGACUUGGUCGAACUAUGUUAAAGGAAGCAUCGCAAAUUUCCCUGAUCCUGUUAAAGGAUUCGACGCCGUCAUCGUGUCGGAUGUACCUAUAGGAUCCGGUUUAUCUAGCAGUGCAGCUCUGGAGGUCGCUGUGUUUACUUUUUUGGAAGCGCUUACGGGCAAAAGUGUUGAUGCUAUAGAAAAGGCACAAUUAUGCCAGAAAGCUGAACACGACUUCCCCGGAGUGCCAUGUGGCAUCAUGGACCAGUACAUAGUUACAAUGGGCAAGAAAAAUCAUGCUCUACUUAUUGAUUGUCAGUCACUGGAAGCAACCCAAAUACCAUUGGAGUUGGGUGAAUAUGUGGUCCUGGUGACCAAUUCCAACGUCAAGCAUGAGCUGACAGGCAGCGAGUACCCACAACGCAGGGCGCAGUGCCAGCAGGCCGCUGAGAAGCUGGGUCUAUCUUCACUGAGGGGCGCAAAGAGAGAAGAUCUUGAAGAGUUAAAACGUCUCAAUUGUGAUAAGUUAGUCAUAAUGAGAGCGAAGCAUGUCAUCGAGGAAAUCUAUCGCACCACAGAAGUCGCUAAGAGCUUACGUCGAAACGACUUAGAACGAGUUGGAAAACUAUUCUUCCAAUCCCACGAAUCUCUGAGCAAAUUGAUGGAGGUGUCCUGUUCUGAACUGGACGAGCUUGUUGACAUAAUAAGGGGUGCACCAGGGGUGCUGGGGGCGCGGAUGACGGGGGGAGGCUUUGGAGGGUGUGUCGUCACUUUAGUAAAACGAGAUGAAGUGGACAAUUUGAAGAGUAUUGUUUUAAAAGAAUAUAGUGGGAAUCCUACAUUCUUUAUAUGUCAAACGAACGAUGGGGCGAGGACGCAUAUAUUGUAAAUAGGGUGGUAGGUAAAUAUUAUUAAGUAAAAGUUGUAAUCAGAUUUUUUAUACACGACGGACCAUAUAUAUAAAUACAUAUAUUUAUAUAUAUAUACAUGUAGUACUGGUUGUUACUCGCGACUUCGUCUUGAAUUAAA
Messenger RNA from Achroia grisella, 1418 nucleotides. RefSeq names its product galactokinase-like. Bases 106 to 1278 code for a protein of 390 amino acids. Gene Ontology annotation, biological process: galactose metabolic process; carbohydrate phosphorylation. Gene Ontology annotation, molecular function: galactokinase activity; ATP binding. The transcript has 9 exons. Lineage: Eukaryota; Metazoa; Arthropoda; Insecta; Lepidoptera; Pyralidae. Gene Ontology annotation, cellular component: cytoplasm; cytosol. The record is from RefSeq and is a predicted model, not a curated record.